AUGGCACCUUCCGCUGUCACAACUACUGAAACAACAUCCAACUUUCAUACAAAGUUUGAGGCAGCCCCUCACCUUGAUCUUCAUGGCGUCUCUUCUCCGAAGGGUCUAGUGGGCGAUGCCCUCAAGAACAGGGUCGAGAACAUUGAUCACGAAACAUGCGAAUCUGGCGAGGAGGAUGCCUUCUUCGUCGCUGACCUGGGCGAUGUCUACAGGCAGCACAUGAGAUGGAAACUGAACCUUCCACGCGUCAAGCCGUUCUAUGCGGUCAAGUGCAACCCCGACCCCGAAAUCGUCCGCCUCCUCGCCGAGCUGGGAACCGGCUUUGACUGUGCCUCCAAGGCCGAGAUCGAGCAGAUCCUCAAGAUGGGCGUCGACCCCGCCCGCAUCAUCUACGCCCAGCCCUGCAAGACCAAGUCAUACGUGCGCUACGCCGCCGACAGCGGCGUCAAGAAGAUGACCUUCGAUAACACCGACGAGCUCUACAAGAUCAAAAGGUUCUUCCCCGACGCCGAGCUCUUCCUCCGCAUCAUCACCGACGAUGCCUCCAGCCUGUGCCGCUUCAGCAUGAAGUUCGGAGCUUCUUUGGAUACCACCGUCGAGCUCCUCGCCCUCGCCAAGGAACUAGGCCUCAACGUCGUCGGCGUAAGCUUCCACGUCGGCUCCGGCGCCGGCGACCCUCUCGCCUUCCUCAAAGCCGUCCGCGACGCCCGCACCGUCAUGGACCAAGCCGCCACCCAAGGCUUCUCCCUCAAAACCGUCGACGUCGGCGGGGGCUUCUCAGGGGAGAACUUCGAAGCCAUGGCAGCUGUCCUGCGCGAGGCACUGGAUGAAUACAUCCCCGCGCACGUCGCCGUCAUCGCCGAGCCGGGCCGCUACUACGUCUCCUCCGCCUUUACGCUCGCCUGCAACAUCAUCGCGCGCCGCACCGUGACCAACCCCGACACGGCCGAGAACAGCUACAUGGUCUACCUCAACGACGGCGUCUACGGCAACUUCAGCAGCAUCAUGUUCGACCACCAGAACCCGAUUGCGCAGGUCCUUCGCGCCGGCGACGUCUCGCUGCAUGGCACUGCCGCUGCGCAAUCCGCGGCGGGGGGGACGGAGUACUCGAUCUUCGGCCCGACGUGUGAUGGGAUCGAUCAUAUCACCAAGAGCAUCCGCUUUGAGCAGACCCUGGAUGUGGGGGAUUGGUUGUACUUUGAGGAUAUGGGCGCGUAUACCAAGUGCUCUGCUACCCGCUUCAAUGGGUUUACCGAUGCGCAUGAGGUUAUUUAUGUUUCCAGCGAGCCGGGGGCGAAGGCGCUGCUAGGCAUGAAGUAG
Molecule: messenger RNA, 1320 nt
Organism: Pseudogymnoascus destructans
Lineage: Eukaryota; Fungi; Ascomycota; Leotiomycetes; Thelebolales; Thelebolaceae
Gene: SPE1
Product: Ornithine decarboxylase
Exons: 2
Coding region: 1-1320 (439 amino acids)
Cellular component (GO): cytoplasm
Molecular function (GO): ornithine decarboxylase activity
Source: RefSeq, a predicted model, not a curated record